Molecule: messenger RNA, 2072 nt
Organism: Poecilia latipinna (sailfin molly)
Lineage: Eukaryota; Metazoa; Chordata; Actinopteri; Cyprinodontiformes; Poeciliidae
Gene: mmp17b
Product: matrix metallopeptidase 17b
Exons: 11
Coding region: 88-1938 (616 amino acids)
Biological process (GO): proteolysis; collagen catabolic process; extracellular matrix organization
Cellular component (GO): extracellular matrix
Molecular function (GO): zinc ion binding; metalloendopeptidase activity
Source: RefSeq, a predicted model, not a curated record
UGGAGAUCUGGCUGACAGUCCACGUGCUUCUUCCUGUACACUGAGAGCGAGUGCUGAGUCGACCUGUACAAAAAACAUGCAACCAAGAUGAAAAUGUGGAUUUUCAUCCUGUGCCUGAGUAAUGAAUGGAUACAGACAGCUUCUGCUGCCAGUGUGACCCCAACUCCCUCGUCUCAACCCGCUACACCCACCGAAGAUGAGAGCACCCAGAUGGUGGAUUGGUUGAUCAAGUAUGGCUACCUGCCCCGGUCAGACCCCUCCACUGGGCAGCUACAGGCCUGGACAGCUGUCACUGACGCUGUCAAAGCCAUGCAAACAUUUGCCGGCCUCAAAGACUCCGGAGUUUUAGAUGAGGAAACACUGGUGCUGAUGAAGAGCCCACGCUGCUCCCUUCCUGACCAAGAUGGACCAUCCAAGUUACUGGUCCUCCAGCAGGGGAAGGAGAUACGGAGGAGGAGGAGAUCUGUCUCCAUGUGGACCCACAGGAACAUAAACUGGAGGUUGCAAUCCUACCCUUCUUCUUCACACCUGUCCAGGGAGAUGAUUCGUUCUCUGGUCUUCUAUGCUCUAAGAGUCUGGGUAGAGCCAACGUCGCUGGAAUUCCAUGAGGUGGGCAGCCCAGAGGCAGCUGACCUGCAGGUAGACUUUCUCCAAGGUUACCAUGGUGAUGGCUAUCCCUUUGAUGGAGUGGGUGGAGCAGUGGGUCAUGCUUUCUUCCCUUCAGAUCCUGCCAGGGCAGGAGGAGUUCAUCUGGAUGCAGAGGAGCAGUGGGCUUUCAGACAGCCAGCUUAUGAGGGCACGGACCUGUUUACGGUGUUGGUCCAUGAGUUUGGCCACGCUCUGGGCCUGGCCCACUCUUCGUCCCGCCACUCAGUGAUGAGGCCAUACUACCAGGGUCCUGUUGGAGAUCCUUUGCACUACCGCCUGGAACAGCAAGACCUGGAGCACAUCACUCACAUCUAUGGUAAAAGGAACCAGCUUCUGCUGACAGAUGCUCCUCGCCUUACAACAGAGCCUAAGCUGCACCACAGAGCCCAUCACCAUCAUCACAGACAUGGCCCUCCCAUAAAUCGCUGUAACACAAGCUUUGACGCUGUGGCAAAGAUAAGAGGAGAGACUUUCUUCUUCAAAGGCCUGACGGUGUGGCGGGUGAACGGUGGGGGUUUGGUGUCAGGGCGUGGUGCUGCGGUCAGGAGGCUGUGGAGGGGUCUGCCCGCUGACCUGCUGCGCCUGGACGCCGUGCUGGAGAGGGAUUCAGAUCACGCCAUCAUCUUCGUCAGCGGCUCCAGGUUCUGGCUAUUCAGGGAUCUGUCCCUUCAGGACGGCUACCCUCAGCCCCUGACUGCUUUCCGAAUGGGGGUGAGCCUGACCCGAGGACAGCCUGAUGAUGAGGAUGAGGCAGCGCCGGGAUCUGGGCACUGGGCCCUGGUGUGGGAUCCAGAGGAAGGACCUGUGUGGGGAAAAGUGGGAAACUUAGAGGAAGAAAAGCAGGAAGACAAAUGGAGCCAGCUUCUUAGGGACGGUGUCAGCGGCAUCACCACUGACAACGACGGUUCUGUUUAUCUGUUCAGAGGAGAUUCCUACUGGAAGUUCAUGUUUCCAGGCUCUGCACCGCAGGAUGGAUACCCACGAUCCUCUGCUGCAGACUGGUUGGACUGCAUCGACUCCUCGUCCCCGUCCGCAGUGGAUGACUUCUCCCUGUCUCUGUCUCCUCCUGCGGGAAGACAAGAGCUGCAGGAAACACAGAGGGAGGACGGGCAAGAUGGGGACGUGGGAGGGAACAGGAGGGACCGACAUCGCCAUACACCGAAAUACAGACAGGACAGCGAGACACACAUCUGGACACAGUGCACAUGCCAAAGUAAAGCACCAGGUGGCAGCAAAGCAUCUGGAUUGUUGAUUUGUCUGCUGGUGACUUUGUGUCUGACCAGGCUUUAGAAAAUCUCGUAUUCUAUCACAGUGUUUCUCAACCUUUUUGGGGCCAGCGCCCCCCAUUAUCCAUUAUCCAGGUCCCUCAUCGCCCCAUCAAAGAAUUUGUAGGCUACUUUGUACUGAAUAUUAUUUUAUUAUUA